This is a messenger RNA of Sclerotinia borealis F-4128, 900 nucleotides long. The record is from the annotation of a GenBank genome assembly. NCBI's taxonomy places the organism in Eukaryota, Fungi, Ascomycota, Leotiomycetes, Helotiales, Sclerotiniaceae.
AUGAGGUCUCUUACACCCUGGGAAUAUUUAAUGGCGAAGCGUCGUUUUACCUUAUACAACGACUUACCCAUUGAGAUCAAAGGUCUGAUCUGGAAAUUCACUCUCGAGCCACGAUUGGUUGAAGUGUGGCCGAAGUAUGGAAAAUACAACGGAUUUUAUUCAAGAACUCCUCUACCAUCUGCGAUGACCGCAUGUCGAGAUUCUAGAGCAUUUGUUUUGCGUCUAUACCCCAAACUAUUUGGCGGACCCAUGGUUGAGGCCAGAGUUCGCUUCAAUUUCAACAUCGACACUUUGUACCUGGACUGGAAAAUCCAAGACCGGCUUGCAGCCUUGCUGCUAUCGAUCACUAAAGAGGAAGCUGGAAAGUUUCGAUACCUGGCGAUUGAUGGACAUAUAACAUGGGGACGGGCCAGUUACAGUUCAUUUCAACUCGACGUUUUUCACCUUCAGCGCCACCAUUAUUUACGCCAUGACGUUUAUGUGAAUCAUCGUGACGUGAGGCUUGGAGAGGAGGAAGAUUAUUUGCUUCUCCGGGCGGUAUUUUACAUGUCAAGAUUAGAGUUUCUAACGAUUGUAUACGACGCAUGGAGGAUAGAUAGAGAUGGUCACUACGUGAAGCGCGACGAGUUCGCCGACUUGACAAUCUUCUAUCCCGAAGAUUAUCACGAAUUAUUUCCAGGACCACCAGACGACGCAUUGGAAGACUAUCGGGAGGUAAUAUUCCGGAUGUGGGAUAUGUAUACCUCGCAUCCACGAACCUUGUACAAAAUAAUGUAUGACGGGUUUCACCACAGAAUUCGUGACAUCGAAUGUCAAUUUAGAUGGAGAUUUCCCAAGUCAUUUCCGGAGUUUGCUGAAACCGGAGGUGACCGGCAAUUCCUCAUACCGCCAGAAAAAUAA